AUGGCUCUCAUGGUUAACGACCCUAAUACCGCUAUACUACCGAACUUCAGGACUGCUGAGCACAAAGCAGCCAGAAAUCAACUUAUAGCCAACGGCGUCGCUGACGAUGCCCAAGCGGCAGAACUUCUAGCAAUGUUAUGGACCAUAAACAAUAACGCAGAUAGAGAAUGUUGGGCUGAACAAAUCGAAGAAGCUGCCAGAGACGCAGAAGAGGCCCAGCGUCUAGCAGCCGAAGAGGAACAAGAACACCAUCAAGCCUUAGAGGAAGAACAGGAAGCAGCUCGCAAGGAAGAACAAAAGAAAAACAAGUCCAAGUUCGUCCCCAUCGGCAACUCCAAAGUUCCCUCUGUCCUGGUCGUCAUUCCUUCUCACUAUGCCGUGCGCAAAUUGAAAGCGGGAGAAUAUUGUGAACUAUAUUAUUUCACUAACAAGGGUUUGAAGGAUGCUAAGAAGACUUUACUCUCCACCGAAGCACCAAGACUAAUGUUAACAACAAACGCAGAAGGACAACAAACCUGGGUCAACGCCGACGAAACACGCGACCCCAAAGCUGUCGUCACCAAGGACGAGAAUCUGUCUUGGGAACAUUUUAACGAAGCCGCCCCGCGUAUGAUAACGGCCAUGAAACAGCAUGGAUGGCCAGAGGACAGACACUUCAAAAUCACCGCUGGAGACACGCCUUCGACACUCUAA
This is a messenger RNA of Suillus clintonianus, 693 nucleotides long. RefSeq lists its product as uncharacterized. The transcript is spliced from 2 exons. The coding region runs from base 1 to 693 and encodes 230 amino acids. Lineage: Eukaryota; Fungi; Basidiomycota; Agaricomycetes; Boletales; Suillaceae. The record is from RefSeq and is a predicted model, not a curated record.